Molecule: messenger RNA, 2294 nt
Organism: Chanos chanos (milkfish)
Lineage: Eukaryota; Metazoa; Chordata; Actinopteri; Gonorynchiformes; Chanidae
Gene: inhbab
Product: inhibin subunit beta Ab
Exons: 2
Coding region: 484-1743 (419 amino acids)
Cellular component (GO): extracellular region
Molecular function (GO): growth factor activity; cytokine activity; hormone activity
Source: RefSeq, a predicted model, not a curated record
GAGAGAGAAAGAGUCACAGAGCUAUCUAACCCUGCCCACUUUCCACAAAACCAUUCAACUCCGGCACAGAGCACUGUGUGCUGUCAGGUUGCUCUAGAGAUCUGCGCUUCAGCUGCUUGCUGCUCUCUCUCUCACGCACAGCUCUGCCACAGGACCAGUAAACUGGACCAGAGAAAAACCGCACAGGGACUCAACCACGGACCUGAGCCCUCAGAACAAGUCUCAAGCUCAACAUCUGGAGCCAAAACACAGAACAAAUCACAGAACUCAUUUGUUCCAGUGCAGGACCAUCAGAGAACUACUACUACUUCUUCACCAGCUUAAGCAACUUAAUCAAAAUGGCAGCGUCGAUCAAAUGAGGAUUAUUUUAGGACUCUUACCUUGCUGUUACGUGUGUGAGUGUAAUUUCAGGUAAAGUCCAGCAGCAGUUAUUGAGUGCUGCUCCAAGCCAAGGUUGCCCUGUCUCUCCUUUGUGUCCCCAGGAUGUCUCUUCUGUUCAUGUCUGCUUUGCUGUUGCUCCUCUUGGGUUGCUUGUCAGGCAGUUGUUCUCCCACUCCAGGUGGGACAUUAGAGACACAGGGGAAUGUAAUGCUCCAACACCAGCAUCAAACUGAGUCCCAGGACAACGAGCAGACAGGUCCCGCCGUGACCCCCUGUCCGUCCUGCGCUCUGAGCCAAGUACAGAAGGAGGCGACAGACUCAGACGGCCAGUCAGACAUGGUAGAGGCGGUGAAGAGACACAUCUUGAACAUGCUGCAUUUAAGCGCGCGGCCCAACAUCACGCAUCCGGUGCCCCGCGCUGCCUUGCUCAAUGCGAUCCGCAAGCUUCACGUAGGGAGAGUGAGUGAGGAUGGCAGUGUAGAGAUGGAAGAAGAGAGCGGGGGGGACCAGGGGGGGCAGUCUGACGAACAGCCGUCUGAAAUAAUCACCUUUGCCGAACCAGGUGAUACUCCCGACGUGGUGAAGUUUGACAUAUCCAGAGAGGGCAGUGCUCAGUCAGUGGUGGAACAAGCCAACGUCUGGCUUUUUGUGAAGUUGGCAAAGGGCAGUCGGGCGAAAGGCAAGGUCUCCAUCCAGCUGCUGGAGAGCAGACCAGGCCUGGGAGGACAGCUCCAGGAGGAGAUAGUAUCUGAGAAGGCGGUGGACGUCCGGCGCAGUGGUUGGCACACGCUUUCGGUGGCCCGUGACGUGCAAGCGUUGCUAGACGGGGAGAACAGCGUGCUGAACCUGCGCGUAUCUUGCCCGCUCUGCGCGGAAGCUGGUGCCACGCCAAUUCUUGCGCCGGCAGCAGGGGUGGGGGAGAAGGUAAAGGAGAGAGAGCAGUCCCACAGGCCUUUCCUCAUGGUGGUCCUGAGGCCCAAAGUAGAACCCCUCCACCGACGCAGCAAGCGCGGCCUGGAAUGCGACGGCAAGAUCCGCAUCUGCUGCAAGAGGCAGUUCUACGUUAACUUCAAGGACAUCGGCUGGAGCGACUGGAUCAUAGCGCCAUCGGGUUACCAUGCCAACUACUGUGAGGGUGACUGCCCCAGCCACGUGGCCAGCAUCACGGGGACCUCGCUGUCCUUCCAUUCUACGGUUAUCAAUCAUUACCGCAUGCGUGGCUACAGUCCUUUCACCAACAUUAAAUCCUGCUGCGUGCCCACGCGUCUACGGGCCAUGUCCAUGCUGUACUACAAUGAAGAGCAGAAGAUCAUUAAAAAAGACAUUCAGAAUAUGAUAGUGGAGGAAUGCGGCUGCUCGUAGAGCAGGAAAGACUCAGAUCGUACUGUAAUAAAUUAUACUAAAUGUUGGUACAAAGCACAUUGAGGAGGACUGACAGUCUGUUACGACCUUCAGAGACAAACUCUCAUUGAGACUUUAUCACUGAACUCGCAUGAGUCUUUUUUUUUUUUUUUGUGAGAUGUUUUUGAACUAUUCCAAUGGAUGCCAUUUGAUUGGAGUAGACUAUCUGGCACUUUGAUAUAAAAAUAAAGAAAAAAAAAAGUAAUACAUAAUAUAUUUUUGUUAUAAAAUGAAGAGCGAGAAUGAGAAGGACUAUGUGUAUAGCUAAAGCAAAGUGUCAUUCCUGAUUUGCUGCACUGCAAUAAAGAGACAGAAUGAAGGAAUUCAUUUCCUGAGAAAACUGAACUAUGCAACUUUGUCAAGUAUUAUUGGAUUGUAUGUUAAUGUUGCAUUUGUUUCUUAAGGUUUUUUUUUCCCUGUGUUGUAAAUCUACUUAAACAAAAGGAGGAAUUUUCAUGACGUUUUAAACAUAACACCAUAUUUUUCUUUUUGUCUUUCUUUUAUUGAAAGAU